Molecule: messenger RNA, 734 nt
Organism: Ornithodoros turicata
Lineage: Eukaryota; Metazoa; Arthropoda; Arachnida; Ixodida; Argasidae
Exons: 6
Coding region: 150-500 (116 amino acids)
Source: RefSeq, a predicted model, not a curated record
UGCUUGCCUUCUCUUUCGGCUGCCUGUUGGCACGGCGUACGUAGUACGGCGGUGCAACCCAGAUACGCUUUCUCCGAUUUAAAAUUUUUUGCAAUGAAUUCCGGAUGGAAGGAUGACACGAGGCUUUGGCCGAAGCUUCAACGGUCAGAAUGCUGCUGGUAAUCCUUGUAAGCAGCCUCGUGCUGCUCAGCUGCACGCAAGCUGAAACCUUCCACAAGCUCUCCACAGCCAGGGGAUUCGGCAAAAGGGCCUCUCUGGACCUCCCCGUAAAUCGAGGUUACAUGGCCACAGCUAGGGACUUGGGAAGGCGAGAACUACCCGACAUGUUCUUUUGGGACGACGACGCCAACGAGUUAAGGGAGAAGCGGGGCAUACGACGCCUGAGCCUCUCAACUGCCAGGGGAUUCGGCAAACGCUCUUUCUUCUAUCCACGAGGAACGCCUAAUGAGUGGCUAGAUGAAGCCGACAGCAGAGAUGACGCGUUCCUGGAGACGCAAUAAAUAUCGAGUGGAACUACGGGUCUCCUCUGCAUAGGUUUCGAAAGCAUUAAACGAUUCCAACUUGUAAUCACUCGUCAUUACAGGCUGAAAAUUACACAAUAAAAAUGGAUUGAUCGUUGUCGCGCGACUUGGUCGCGAUCCCAUUGCUAUAAAGGUGAUGAUAUGUACUAAAAAACUAUGAAAUAUGCAAAAAAAUGGAAAGCAUGCAAUAAAAUAUCGCUGUGCAGAGUGUUA